Molecule: messenger RNA, 1205 nt
Organism: Dimorphilus gyrociliatus
Lineage: Eukaryota; Metazoa; Annelida; Polychaeta; Dinophilidae
Source: the annotation of a GenBank genome assembly
GUUCCUGGUUACGCUUUCAGGGCUUGGGCCAUUGAUGAUUUCGAUAUAUUAGCAUAGGUCUGAAUAGUAUCAAAAACAGUUUAUUCAGAUAUAAAACAAGACAAGUUCAACAUGUUUGGCCUAGGUUAGUGAAGAUGACAAGGAUCAAUACAGUUUAUUGUAAUAUGACGGCUAGUUUGGCGUUUUAUUUUACAGAAUAAGUUAUGUCUUUGAACGAUCAACGAUCGUCCACUCCACCUCUGCCGGCCAAGCGUGAAUUGUUGAGGAUUAGCGCUCAAGUUAUGCGACGAGAGGACGCGACAAACCUAUGGAAACCUCUUGGCGGAACGAACAUGUGCUCCGUCGCAAUAAAACCGACUUCAAGCUAUGAAUAUGUCAUAAUUGGGGAGGUUGAAGGAAAAAUGGUGCUUCGCUGUCCUAUUCGCAAAGAUCUGCAAUACUGUAAACCUAUGCCUACAUUUCAUCAUUGGUGCUCAGAGAAACAACGCUUCGGUUUAACAUUUCAAAGUGUUACCGACGCUGUAGCGUUCGAUAAAUGUUUAUCAGGGGCGAUAGACAAGCUUAUAGAUGAUAAACUUCCGACAGACACAGACGAUGGCGAAGUCUUCGUAGCUGUAGAACUCCCUUUAGGUCCUUAUAAAAAGGAAUCUCCUGCAAAGAGUGCUCCCUCUCGUCUUGCUUCACCUUUAAGUGAUUGUCCUAUUUCAAGUUCAGCUUCUCACUUGGAGAGGAUACAUUACGUCCGUAGAACCCCACCACCACAGCCAUCACCGAAAGGAACACAUGCUCUAUCUUUUGAGAUGACUGAAUAUUCUUACGUCCAUCUUGCACCUUCCUCGUGCAAAUCAACGACUAUUGACGCUUCCAGACGAAAAUUAACUAUACAAUUAGAUGGUAAAAAUGCAGUCCGAUGUACAUAUUGCAAAGAGUAUUUUAAUCCUAACAAUAAUACCCCUUGUCGUCGAUAUCCGGAGCCAAAAUGUAUUAGACAAGCAACAUGUCUAUGCUGUGCCGAUUGUCUGAUAUGUCGUCUAAAAGUAGUCGGAUGGAAAAAGUGGUGUUUAAUAACAGUACUAGCGUUCUUUCUACCUUGCAUUUGCUGUUACCCUAUCUUAUCACUUUCAUACCGUUGUUCUAUGUGUUCACGGAAAAUGCACAAACCUUCAAAUCUACUAUCAAGUAAGGCAGAAUUCGCGGAGGAUUAA